Messenger RNA from Musa acuminata subsp. malaccensis (wild Malaysian banana), 2085 nucleotides. Its product is annotated as ADP-ribosylation factor GTPase-activating protein AGD5. Lineage: Eukaryota; Viridiplantae; Streptophyta; Magnoliopsida; Zingiberales; Musaceae. Gene Ontology annotation, molecular function: GTPase activator activity. The record is from RefSeq and is a predicted model, not a curated record.
UCGUUCCCAACCACGUCGGACUUUGACUACUCUGCAGUCGUGUUACUGUCGUAGUGCCAUUCUUUACGUGUGAAAAGCCACCUUCCCCUGCCAAUUGCAAUGUAGAAGAAGGAUUCAAUCACACAAACAAAGGCGGAAAUAGGCAGGAAGACGAUCGAGGCAAGGCUCUUUGUGGCAAGGAGAGCCGCGGAGGAAACCUGUUCUGACCUGGGAUUGUCAUCGAGGUAUCUAUUUGCUCCACCCUUGCUCGAAUCGACUUCGAAUUCCGGGUAGAUCCGCACGGAGGACAUCAGCAUGAACGGGAAGGCCUGUGUUUCCAAGGAGCUCAACGCCAAGCACAGAAAGAUAUUGGAGGGUCUUCUUAAGUUGCAAGAGAACAGAGAAUGUGCUGACUGCAAAGCCAAAGGUCCACGAUGGGCUAGUGUGAAUUUGGGAAUCUUUAUAUGCAUGCAAUGUUCGGGAAUCCACAGAAGUUUGGGAGUACACAUAUCAAAGGUCAGGUCUGCUACCUUGGACACAUGGCUUCCAGAGCAGAUUGCAUUUAUCCAAACGAUGGGCAAUGAAAAAUCAAAUAGCUAUUGGGAGGCAGAACUACCUCCAAAUUAUAAUAGAGUUGGAAUUGAAAACUUCGUUCGUGCAAAAUAUGAAGAUAAGAGAUGGAUACCUAGGAAUGGAGCACGUAGAUCACCUUCAAGACCUGAGAAGGCUUCUGAAUCUUUGCAAAGGCAUGUGAAUGGAGCUGGACAUGGAAUUACCAAUGAUUCAGGCACUGUCAAAGUGGAACAUAGCUCAAAACCACAUCUUUCAAUGAAAAAUGUUCGUUCUAAUUUACCAAGUCAGGUUUACUCUAUACCAAAAGAAGAGCAACCUAUGGCCAAGUCUAAUGUUCAACCUCUGGAUACAACUCCUGCUAGAGUUGAUACUGCAACACCUAAAAUUGAUACUCUGCCUGCACCACCUCCAAAAGCUGACUAUUUGACUGAUCUUUUAAAUAGUCUUUCAGUGGAGAUUCCUAGUGAAAGUGGCUCAGAUUCAUCUUCCAAGGAUGAUAAUUCAUGGGCAGGUUUUCAUUCCGCAGGAGAGACAACUGCUAUCAAGCAAAAGUGUAGCACAAAACCAGUUGAAAACAAGAGACGGCUUGCAUCAGGAAUUGAAGACUUAUAUAAAGAUUUGCCACCUGUAACAGUAUCUUCAGCUUCCGUCAAAACCCAGGGGAACAUGAAGAAUGAUAUUACGCCUGUAUUUGAAAAGCCCAAUAUGGCGUCACCCUAUUCAAUUCAUCAGCAGCAACUUGCUUCUGUUUCCCAGCAGCAGUCCUUUCAAACAGCUGCAAGUAAACCUGUUGGUAUUAAUUCAACAUUGCCUGGAAGAACUAAUAAUCAGACAGUUCUUAAUGGUUAUCUUGCACUUAAUGUGAGUCUCCCAUAUCAAAACUGGCCAAAUCUUGGUUACCAAGGUCCAGGAAUUAUGCCACCAGCUAGUCAUAAGGGUGUGAACAUCUCCGGUCAGCAGGUAGGAAACAAUUGGCUGGGACAUCCUUCAGGGAUCUACAAAGCUUCCCCAACAUCUGGAACAUGGAAUAUGGGAGCAGCUGCACCAAUCAAUGGACUAACCAAAGGUGGAAUGAGUAAGAGCUUUGCUUCGCCUGCAUCAACUUCUGUCGCUCUCAGCCGAUCAGGCAAUGACUAUGAUUUCUCGUCGCUGACGAAGGGAAUGCUCUCCAAACACUAAACUGGCUUUUUCAUGCUCUUAAAGGAAGCAAGUUAUAUACACCUCAUGCUAUUCUACAGUGAUUGAUCCGAUUUGCUGGUUCUGUUCCUUGUAGUCAUUCGAAAUAAAUGUGAACUCCUCUCCUGAGAGAUCCACUCGGUGGUACACUUGAUAAAACCUUAAAUACGAGUUAAAGAGCCUGAUUUGAGUACUUAUCAUCUGUAUAUUUUUUAUGGCAAACAUCAGUGAUCAUGUGGAUCGACUUGGUGAUUUGCAUCAUAUAUAGGGUAAAUACCUCAGUAAAUAGUGUCUACAACUGCAGUCCCUGUAAAUGAAGUAUUUAGUUUCCAUUAUGUCAAUGCUUACAUGAUUUCA